Messenger RNA from Sclerotinia trifoliorum, 1977 nucleotides. The record is from the annotation of a GenBank genome assembly. NCBI's taxonomy places the organism in Eukaryota, Fungi, Ascomycota, Leotiomycetes, Helotiales, Sclerotiniaceae.
AACGCUAAGAUAAAAAAAAGUUGAUCAAUGGAACAAUUUAAUUUUUUAUAUCCCCGCUCCAAGUCGAUUUGUACAAUUUGUGGUAUAAUAUUAAAUCACUAUGUCUAUGAUCACAGCAACAGCUUGGGUCCCUCGUGGCUUCGCAGCUCCUUUCCCAACAAAAUACAACUUUGACGAAGAAGAAUUUCAGCGAAUUGCUGAUCUCGCGAAGUUGCAAUUGGAUGAUGCGAACGAGGAUUUGAAGGAAGCGCAAAACACAGCAGAAAUUGGCGCAGAUCCAGAUCCUAUGGUAGAUGAUGAAGGCUCAGAUGACGAAGCCGUUUCGAAAGGGGUGAAGUCAAAAGCGUUCGUUUGGUCCUCUCUAUAUACUGGAUUCCGCUGACUUUGACGUAGUGAGGAAGAUGAUGAUUUAAAAGAAUACGACUUGGAUCAUUACGAUGAUGAUGUGGAAGAAGACAAGGAAGGUGGUGAGGGGAUGGGUAUGUUUGGAAAUGUGAAAUCACUUGCAUACCACGAAUCGAAUGAAGAGGAUCCAUAUAUUACGAUGGCAGGGAAUGCGGAGGAUGAAGAUGAGGACAGGGAAGAACUUCAAAUAUUGGCAACAGACAAUAUGCUACUGGCGGCAAAGAUAGAGGAUGAGGUUGCACAUCUUGAGGUAUAUGUUUACGAAGAUGAAGCUGAUAACCUCUACGUACAUCACGAUAUAAUGUUACCGGCAAUACCAUUAUGUCUGGAAUGGCUCGACUUGCCUGUCGGAAAACCUAGUGUUGAUAAGGACUCGAGGGCGAAUUUCGUCGCCGUGGGAACGUUCGAUCCGGAUAUUGAGAUUUGGGAUUUAGAUACAGUCGAUUGCAUGUACCCUAAUGCUAUUCUAGGGCAAGGUGGACAAAACAAAGGUGGAGAUGAAGGAGCCAAGAAGAAGAAGAAGAACAAGAAGUCGAAAAAGGCCAAUGACGAAUUUCACGUAGAUGCAGUUCUCUCAUUAGCUGCCAACAAACAUCACCGAAACCUACUGGCCUCUUCAUCGGCAGAUAAGACAGUUAAACUUUGGGAUUUACACACUACCACAUGUGCGAAGUCGUACACACAUCACACGGACAAAGUAUGCUCGUUAGCCUGGCAUCCAAGGGAAUCUACGGUUCUGCUGAGUGGUAGUUAUGAUAGAACGGUGGUAGCUGCAGAUAUGAGAGCUCCAGAUGCGAAAGCACCCAGAUGGGGAGUGGAAAGUGACGUCGAAAAUGUCCGAUGGGACCCUCACGACCCAAAUUACUUCUAUGUCUCAACUGAAAGUGGUGUCAUUCACUUCCACGAUAUCCGAAAAGCACCAGCAAACCCCAGUGCCACUAAACCAGUAUGGAUGCUACAAGCACAUGACGAUUCUGUCUCCGCCUUCGAUAUAAACCCUACUAUUCCUGGAUUUUUGGCUACCGGGUCAGGAGAUAAGCAAGUUAAGCUCUGGAACAUACAGCCCACCGGACCUACAAUGGUAGUAUCACGAGACUUGGAUGUUGGAAAGGUUUUCUCAACAACCUUUGCGCCAGACGAAGAAGUUAGCUUCAGACUUGCUGUAGCAGGCAGUAAGGGACUUGUACAAGUUUGGGACUGCAGUACCAACCCCGGUGUGCGACGUGCAUUUGCGGAUAGGGUGGCACCUGCCGAAGGAGAAAUAAAGGAAAGGUUAGUGGGGGUGCAAAAUGAUAGCGAGUCGGAAGAUGAUGAUGAAGAGCUUGAAGAAGGCGAUGGAGGUGAAGUUGAGUCCAUGGACGAGGAUGAUUAAAUAAGCACAUGUCUAUCUAUAAAGACCACGCGAAAUUUACACAACAAAUCAAAAUAAUUUAUUUCGGCAAUCUUUUCACUCGCAAUUCUAUUUCAAACGGUAAAUGUAGAUCCCUCCCCAUAGUCCAUCCGAAGUUUCACACGGAGAUUUUGUUUGAAGAUCAAACCUCGCCGGAAUGACUAAGGAUGGACAUAAGCGAA